CCAGUCAGACCAGUGACCCCGUUGUCAUGGAUACGGACUAAAGAUGGAUCAAUUUCAUGCUGGUCUCUUUUUGUUUCCCUCCAGUUUUUAUGGAGCUGGACCUCCACUGCCAGACCAACAACGCCGAACACCACACCCAUGAAAUCUCCAGGGAUGAGCUGAUCGUAAGACGAGGCCAGGCCUUCGCCAUGACCGUUAAGCUGUCGGAGCCCUUCAACUCUGACCUCCACCAGCUCUCCAUCACCGUUCAGACAGGUCAACACCCGUCUGAAGACCUGGGGACGAUGUCCCGGUUCGGUAUCCCAGACGCACCGCGGCGUUCCCCGUCGGCCAAGGCGGUGUGGAGGGCGGAGCUGCACCGGAGCUCUUCCCCACGGACGGGCCUGUUGACUCUGACCGUUACCCCCCCGGCCGACGCCCCCAUAGGGGAGUACCGGCUCUCUAUGAAGUACAAGGAGGAGGAAGAGAUGUUGGAGAAACUGACGGUGCUCUUCAACCCCUGGUGUCCAGACGACUGGGUGUUUCUGUCAGACAAGGACCAAAAACAAGAAUAUGUGAUGAACGAACAAGGAAUACUGUACAGAGGAAGUGGACCGUACAUCUCUCCAAUGGACUGGGACUAUGGACAGUUCGAGGACGACAUGGUGAAAAUUUGCUUGAGGAUGCUUGACGUCAACAACAAGCACCUGCGAGACCCGGCUGGCGACGUCUCUGCUCGCUGUAACCCCAUCUACGUGAGCCGCGUGGUCAGCGCUAUGAUCAACAGUGUGGACGACCACGGCGUGGUGCAGGGAAACUGGGGCGGUAACUACUGGGGAGGAGUCUCUCCCUCUCACUGGAGCGGCAGCUACCCCAUCCUGAAGAAAUGGUUCCAGUCCAACUGCCGGCCCGUCAAGUUCGGACAGUGCUGGGUGUUCGCCGGCGUCAUGUGUUCUGUGAUGCGUCUGCUCGGCAUCCCCUGCCGCGUCGUUUCCAACUUCCAGUCCGCUCACGACACCGACCGCAACCUGACCAUCGACGUUUACUACGCCGACUACGGCGUCAGGGAGAGAGACAGCAAGGACAGUAUCUGGAACUUCCACGUGUGGGUGGAGGGCUGGAUGAGGAGGCCGGACUUGGGAACAGACUCCUCGUAUGACGGCUGGCAGGUUCUGGAUCCAACACCUCAGGAGACAAGUGGAGGCGUGUACCGCUGCGGUCCGGCUCCGGUCGCCGCCAUCCGGAACGGUGACACUCACCUCAAAUACGACAUCCCGUUCGUCUUCGCCGAGGUCAACGCUGACUGCGUUUACUGGCUGGAGAAACCUGACGGCUCGAUGAUGAACAUCUUUUCUGAGACCAUGAAAGUUGGACAGAACAUCUCCACCAAGUCUGUUGGUUCCAACAAGAGGAACAACAUCACCGACGAAUAUAAAUACAAAGAAGGAACCGAGCAGGAGAGGGAUGUGUUCAAACACGCCGUGGACGGCCUGGAGAACGGAUGCUCGGAGAGCCACCCUCAUGACAUCACCGUCUGCGUGCCCACGACACCCAAACCAUCCGUGCAGAUUCAAGACGUGUCCGAGCCGGUGAACGGUAAAGACGUAAACCUGAUGCUGGUGGUAACCAGCGAAAACACCGUUGCCAAGCAACUGUCCAUCAACAUCAGCGUCCAGGCCAUGAGGUACAACGGCUCGCCGGCCGGAAACAUCCAGACGGAGACGACGGAGCAGACGCUGCAGCCGGGGAAAGAGCUGUCCGUCCCCAUCCUGGUCCCGUUCUCCUCCUAUCACAAACUGAUGCGGGACUGCGAGAGCAUGAACAUCUCGGCCCUGGUCUCCUACAAAGACGACCCGGAGGGCGUGUACCUGGCAGAGAAACGCGUGGUGUUGAAGGACCCGCCCAUCUCCGUCAGCGUGACCAGCGAGAGCAGAGUGAACCUCACCACGAGUGCCGAGAUGGUUUUCAUGAACCCCAUCGACGAGACGCUGAGGAACUGCACUCUCACCUUCUCUGGAAGCGGCAUCUUCAGAGGAGAGGUCGUCUCCAAACUUCCAAAUCUGCCGCCAAACUGCCGGAUUCGCGUCAAGUUCUCCUUCGUUCCCUACAAGAGCGGAGAGAGGACUCUCCUGGUGGACUUGGACUGCUCCUCCUUCAGGGACCUCAAGGCCAGCUGCGUCGUCAACGUCAAACCAUAAACUCCUCUCAUGUACUCCUUACAAACCAGAUAUUUGAUGCACUGAUUAUAUAUUUGUUGUAGGUUUUACUCGGUUUACACAACUUGUGAUGUUAGACAUCGUUUGUGUUACCUGGCUGCACUAACUUCGUCCCAUGAAUUGUUAUAAUAUUGCACAACGGGCUCUUUGAAAGUCUUUCCUUGACUCGGGUCAGUGAUUUCAAUGACGACGGGAAACGUAAACUUGCUGCAAGUUUUUGUAAAAGUAGACAAGUUUACGUCAAAGAGCUGGGAAUUUUAGUUGAAUAAGUAUUUCUGAAAUUCAUAAGUAUUUAUAAUAUAUCGUUUGUUGCUGCCU
Messenger RNA from Cololabis saira (Pacific saury), 2513 nucleotides. It is a transcript of the gene tgm8, whose product is annotated as transglutaminase 8. The record is from RefSeq and is a predicted model, not a curated record. The coding region runs from base 57 to 2177 and encodes 706 amino acids. Gene Ontology annotation, biological process: peptide cross-linking. NCBI's taxonomy places the organism in Eukaryota, Metazoa, Chordata, Actinopteri, Beloniformes, Belonidae. The transcript has 14 exons. Gene Ontology annotation, molecular function: protein-glutamine gamma-glutamyltransferase activity.